Molecule: messenger RNA, 2314 nt
Organism: Condylura cristata (star-nosed mole)
Lineage: Eukaryota; Metazoa; Chordata; Mammalia; Eulipotyphla; Talpidae
Gene: PRCP
Product: prolylcarboxypeptidase (angiotensinase C)
Exons: 10
Coding region: 385-1872 (495 amino acids)
Biological process (GO): regulation of blood vessel endothelial cell migration; angiogenesis involved in wound healing; proteolysis
Molecular function (GO): serine-type exopeptidase activity; dipeptidyl-peptidase activity
Source: RefSeq, a predicted model, not a curated record
GAAAGAGGAGUGGAAGCUGGUUGCCUGGAAGACCUGAGAAGGGGUCUUUGUCCGAGGGGGAUGGAAUCACCCGGGGUGGCUGGAGAAAAGGAGGCGGGGCCUGAAACGGGUUACCUGGUGCCGAGGAAGAAAGGGGUCACAAUCCGAAAGAAGGGGCCGGGACCCCCACGGAAUUAGGGAGCUAAGUGAGCUACGGGUGAUCUCCGUUAAGUGAUGAGUUGGGCAACACAGUAAGGGAUGUGCGCGCGCAUCCCAGAUUUGGGGUGAUCUACGGACCGAGUAGCAUAAGGAAUAACCUGACUAGGCUGGAAGUGGCGUGCAGAAUCUGACCGAGCUGCCUGCGAAGCAAGCGAGCUUCACUUCCCUUUCUCCGCCAGCCUAGCUAUGGGGUACUGCGCCCUCCAGCUUCUGGUUUUCCUGACCCUCGGGGCCGCUCUCCGCGUUUCGCCGGCCUUGAGAGCCCUCAACAGUCUGCACUUGUCAACUAGCUCCACUUCGUUCCACUCUGUACCCAAGAAGUAUUCGAUUCACUACUUCCAACAGAAGAUUGAUCAUUUUGGAUUUAACAAUGAUAAGACCUUUAAGCAACGGUACCUAGUAGCUGAUAAACACUGGAAGAAAGAUGGUGGAACAGUACUUUUCUACACUGGUAAUGAAGGGGACAUUAUCUGGUUUUGCAAUAAUACGGGAUUCAUGUGGGAUGUGGCUGAGGAAUUGAAGGCUUUGUUGGUGUUUGCUGAGCAUCGAUACUAUGGAGAAUCCCUCCCCUUUGGUGCUGACUCAUUUAAGGAUCCAAAACAUCUGAAUUUUCUGACUUCAGAACAAGCUCUGGCUGAUUUUGCAGAUUUAAUCAAACACUUAAGAAGAACAAUCCCAGGAGCUAAAAAUCAACCUUUCAUUGCACUGGGGGGAUCUUAUGGGGGCAUGCUCGCAGCCUGGUUCAGGAUGAAAUAUCCUCAUAUGGUGGUUGGUGCUCUUGCAGCCUCUGCCCCUAUCUGGCAGUUUGAGGAUCUGGUGCCUUGUGAUGUAUUUAUGAAGAUUGUAACUAAAGAUUUUAGGAAAAGUGGCCCAAAUUGUUCAGAGACUAUCCGCAAGUCCUGGGGUGCCAUUAAUCGAAUUGCUGCUACAGGUACUGGCUUGAAUUGGCUUUCAGAAACCCUUCGUUUAUGUGACCCAUUAAUAGAAUCUGAGGAUAUCCAGCGCUUGAAAGAGUGGAUCUCUGAAACCUGGGUAAAUCUUGCAAUGGUGGACUACCCCUAUGCCUCUAGCUUUUUACAGCCUUUGCCUGCUUGGCCUAUCAAGGUAGUGUGCCAGUUUUUGAAGAACCCCAGUGUAUCAGAUACACAGAUGCUGCAGAAUAUUUCCCAAGCUCUGAAUAUAUAUUACAAUUAUUCAGGUCAGGCGAAAUGCCUGAAUAUGUCAGAGACAGCAACUAGCAGUCUGGGUUCUCUGGGUUGGAGCUAUCAGGCCUGCACAGAAAUGGUCAUGCCCUUUUGUUCUGAUGGUUUCAAUGACAUGUUUGAACCUCACGAAUGGAAUCUGAAGGAAUUUUCUGAUGAGUGUUUUAAACAGUGGCAAGUGAGACCGAGGCCUUCCUGGAUCCAUACUUUGUAUGGAGGCAAAAAUAUCAGCUCACACACAAAUAUCAUUUUCAGCAAUGGUGAACUAGACCCUUGGUCAGGUGGUGGAGUAACCGAGGACAUCACGGACACCUUGAUUGCAAUCACCAUCCCAGAGGGGGCCCAUCAUCUAGAUCUCCGAUCUAACAAUGCCUUAGAUCCCACAGCCGUGCUAUUAGCCCGCUCCUUGGAAGUUAGAUAUAUGCAGCAGUGGAUCCGAGAUUUCUAUGCUAGUCCAAGAAAGAAACACUGAUCAAUUUUCAUCCGUUUCAGUUUUUUUCUUUUAUAUUCAUUCUAUCCAUAUUCCCACUCACUGUUUUUUUUUUCUUUACAUAAUUAAUUUCCCUUGUUUAUCAUUAGAUUUGGUGGGUCAAAGCUUAGGGUAAAAGAGAGGGCAAUGGUGGUGACAGCAGCUGUCCCACACCCCUGGUCCUUGCCAUCUUUGUACCACCUGUGGGGAGAAUCUUUGUAACAGCUUUUCCACACCAUCAAGGGCUCUCUUAACUGAAACAGAGUUCCUGACUGCUUUUAACAGAGGGAGAGUUGAGUUACUUCUUUGUCUUUCUGCAAGCAGGAAUUUGUCUUGGUUUUGAAAUUGAAGUUUCCUUGGCCCAUUUAUCACUCCCCACCACUACUUUCCCAAAAGGAAAAGCAGGAGAUAGAUAAAAAUGAUGUCACCAAAAAAAAAAAAAAAA